UUCAACUUGACGAACUUGCUUGAUUUGAUUUGUUUGAUUUUUGUAUGUGGUGAAGUGAAAUCAAACAACAAAAAAUAUUUUCAGUUUUCUAAUAAAAAGUCUUGUGUUUUAUGAUAUAUAACCAAACAGAAAUCUGGAAAUGAUACCAAUUUCUUAGAUUAACAAAGUCUGUCUAUCAUGACGUUAAAAAAUGAAGAUUUGCAAGAGCAUACUAAGAGGUUACGAUUCAAGAGUUUGACCAACGUCCAACACUGUUCCGGUGAUAUCAUUGAUAAAAGCACUAGAGAAACCCGUAGCAAAGAUGGUGCUAAAUCAGCCUCACUAUUUGCAUUUCUUCAUGUCGAACUUACACGAGGCUAUCUGCUAGAACACGAUGAGGAGAGAUUUUCCGCAAGAAGGGAGAAAGUUUAUUCCUUUUUCAAAAUUCCACAAGAACUUGAAAAGUUCAUGGUUUACGGCUUCUUUCAGUGUGCCGAUUCAAUGCUAUUUGUUUAUACGUUUCUACCAUUAAGAUUUGUCAUGGCCUUCUGGUCUUUUUUUGAUAGAUUAUUUAGACAAUGUUUUGGGUUCAAUGCACGUCCAAGAAAAAGUAUACUCAAACCAGCUGAAACAUGUGACGUACUUAAAGGAUUUAUUUUAUUAAUAUGUAGUAUUCUCAUGUGCUAUAUUGACACUAACAUGAUGUACCAUUUAGUGAAGAGUCAGAGUGUGAUGAAAUUAUAUAUUUUCUAUAAUAUGCUAGAGGUUGGAGACAGAUUGUUUUCUGCUUUUGGGCAAGAUACAAUUGAUGCACUGUUCUGGACGGCUACAGAGCCUCGUGACCGAAAGAGGGAACAUCUAGGCUUACUUCCACAUUUAAUAUUUGCUAUGGUUUAUGUCUUUCUUCACAGCUUGUUAAUAUUGUUCCAAGCUACUACACUCAAUGUAGCGUUUAAUUCCAAUAAUAAAAGUCUUCUUAUAAUAAUGAUGUCAAAUAAUUUUGUUGAACUAAAGGGAAGUGUAUUCAAAAAAUUUGACAAAAACAAUCUGUUCCAAGUAUCAUGUAGUGAUGUUAGGGAGCGUCUACAUCUGUCGGUGCUACUCUUCAUUGUGGUGCUUCAAACUAUGAAAGAGUACAUGUGGAAGGAGGAAAGAUUCUGGAUUCUGGCGCCGGACUGUGUGCUCGUUCUCACGUUUGAGGUUAUUAUAGACUGGGUGAAGCAUGCCUUUAUUACAAGGUUCAAUGAGAUACCAUACGGCGUGUACAGAGAGUACACGGUGAGCUUGGCGUACGACGUGGCGCAAACUCGGCAGAAGUACGCGUUCAGCGAUCACUCAGAUCUCGUGGCGCGGAGGAUGGGCUUCAUACCACUCCCCCUGGCUGUUGUCAUCACGAGGGUGCUGGUUCAUGCAGUUAAAGUGGAUGGGUUUGUGGCCGUGCUUCUGAUAUUGAUAGCGUAUUUAUGUCUAAUAUCAAUAAGGGUGCUAGUAUCUAUUGUGAUUCUUGGGAAAGCCUGUGAUCUGAUUGCACAACAUCAAAAUGAAAAAUGUGACAGCCACCAUGCAACACCCAAAAAGGAGCAAAAAGAUUGCAAAGAUUUAUCAUCCCCACAUAAAAUAUGCGAAGUAGAGCUGAUGGACAAAAAGCCAGCGCAGCUCAAAUUUCUCGUACCGGAAAAUGUUGCCAUGAGUGAACCAUUAGUGGACGCAUCGGUCGGCGCGGCCGCUAUUUUCUCCAAUAGUGCCAUCGACCUGAACGGCGUCUGCUAUCUCAACGACAAGAUGAACGCGCAAGUUAAACAAGAGCCUGCGGAUUAUAUCGAACCCGACUCGGACGUCAGUCGCAGCGCACCUAAUAUAAAAGCAGCUGCUUCGGCCACCGAGGAGUCAGUGGAGCGGCCACGCUCACCUGACGCGGACGGCCUCAAGCGCCGCGCCGAGUCCGAGCCCAACCUCGCCAAGAAUGACGAACAAGAGACCACGUAAUGUGUAAUAAGGAAAUGAGAAAAAGAAUGGUGUUGCGAAUGUGCCUAGAACCUUAGACGAAUCGGCGAAAUUGUAUUCUAAUGUCGAUCGACGAUUAAAAAGUCCAUAGAUAAUAAAUAAUCUCUUAAGCGUUAAGAAUAAUACUUGACCAUUCUUUAAAUAUUGAAACUCUCUAUAGAGACUAAAUAAUCAAAUUUAUGUUGUACAUGUAAAUAUAUACAUAUACAAAAUCAAUCCUUACAUCCUUCCGAUUUCUCGAAAAGAUUUUCUAGGGCAGUUAUGAGACAUGUCGUCGUUGUCAACCGAAAGAAUACUUAUUGCUUGAUAUAGUUCUUUUGUAAGGACUUCAUUGCCACUUCAACAUCGGAACUCUUUAAGCUAUUGUCGGUUGCUUAGGUUCUUCCACGGAUCUCCUUUUUUCUGAUUUGAUUAUAGUGAUCGGUAGAGUUAAUGUGAGCAUUGAUCUCCUCAUUGCUCGCAAAGUAACUGAGCUUUCUUAGUUUCUUCCGAGGCCCAUAGCUAUUGAUCAUUUAUGAAAUUUAAUUUACGAGCGUACAAUGCCCUUACUAAUAGUGCUCUACCGAGUUUUGGCUCAGUAGUUCAAGUUUAAAUCUUUAAAACUUACGUAGGUAGGUAAAGCACUAGCCUCUAGGUAGCAAAGGCUAGCUUUUUUCUAUUUUUUUAUUCAGAUCCAAGUCAGCCCUUGACUGCAAUCUCACCUGGUGGUAAGUGAUGAUGCAGUCUAAGAUGGCAGCGCAGGCUGGUCGAUUCCAGAAAAGCUGCAUCAAUCAUUGUUGGGGUUGAUUAAUUCAUGGUUAAUUCAUUCUUGUUGCUACGAUACAUUGUAGGUCGAUCGAUCAGAGGUGAUUGCGGUCGACACACUAACUGUCAACCUACCGCGGUACCACCUAUUAAACUAUCUAAAGUGACGUCUAGACUGAUAAGUGUGAGAAUUGAUAUAAAGCAGGACUAUUCCAUGUUGCCUUUUUGGUUAGAAGUCGUUAGAACAAGUGUUGUUUAAACAAUGUGGCUAAUUCUGUUGUACACAAUCUCUAAACUAAACUAAAUUGAAAAGUUUAAAUCUAUUGCUAUCCUUUUCGGCAGGAAGCAUUUUUAUGAAAGGGAUAGCAAUAUAUUUAGAACUGUCAUUUUAGUUUAGAGAUUGUGUACAACUAGCCACAAUAUUGCUCCUUAACCUAAUAUUUAUAGUGAUAUCAAAUGUUUAUUACAGAAUAUUAAAUGUUAUUUUCUAUGAUUAUAUUAUAAAUUAUUUAUUUAUACGCUUUGUAUGUUUUGUUUAAUUUAUGAUUAAGUAAAUAACGAAUGAAAUUGGAGAACGAUAUGAUAGGAUUCUAUAAAAAAAAAAUAUUGGCACAAAAUUACCUUGUGAACUAUACCUGAUGAUUUUUUAAUGUGAAAUGUUCCUAUGGAAAUAAAAAUGUAAAUUAUUGUGUA
Messenger RNA from Maniola jurtina (meadow brown), 3420 nucleotides. Its product is annotated as protein TAPT1 homolog. The transcript is spliced from 10 exons. The coding region runs from base 178 to 1965 and encodes 595 amino acids. NCBI's taxonomy places the organism in Eukaryota, Metazoa, Arthropoda, Insecta, Lepidoptera, Nymphalidae. Gene Ontology annotation, cellular component: ciliary basal body; endoplasmic reticulum membrane. Gene Ontology annotation, biological process: positive regulation of cilium assembly; maintenance of protein localization in endoplasmic reticulum. The record is from RefSeq and is a predicted model, not a curated record.